AUGAAGAGAACGAGAACAUUGAGAAGGAAUACCGGUGAAUCCACACCUACUUCAUCGGUUACUACUUUCGAUAAAGAAACAAGCAUCAAAGAUGAUGAGGAAGCUCCUUGGAAAGAGUAUGUGGACGAACAUACGUCAGCACUAUGGUCGAAGAUCCCAAGGACGGCAUUGCAAUCUGCGCAGGAUUUUAUCGUUCUAAAUUUUCCAGAAUUAUUUCAAUCAUGGCAUUACCAUUACGUGGUUGCGUGGUUAUAUAAUGUUUGCGAAUCAUAUACAACCCUUUCGCACCAACUUGAGGGAAGUUCUGGGCCUAAAUUCUUAUGGAAAAAUAUUAAAUUUGAUGAAUUUAUAUUUUUACAUGAUUUGAAGAAAUGUGCCUCAAUGACAAAGGAUGAUGAUAAAUCAGCAGAUUUCCAGGAUUAUGCUAGCAAUAGAACACAAGCUGUUAACAAAUCAACUGGAAAUGAGGACCAAGAAUCUGACAACCUAUAUCUUAAGAUAAAACAUCAGCUGCUAAGACAAUUAGCUAAUAAUAAAAAUACGGAAUUAAGAAAUUUUAAUGGAAUCGUCGAAUUGAAUUUAAAAAACUCAGUUUAUAAGGAUCAAAUGUCAACGCUGCUAUCAAUGGACUUUGAUUUAUUGCCGUUACAUGACAAAUUCACUAUUUUCUUUUACAUGAUUAAGAUAAUCGAAAUGAAGAAUAUGGUAUUUAAGAACUAUAUGGCUAAUAAUAUGCAUCUAUUUGAAUUUCCAAGGUAUAUUGUAGAUGAUACAACAUCAAUUCUAGCCUUACCGAAUAAUGGGGUCUUAAUUCAGGAAAAAGUAACCAAAAAGAAACUAGUGCCAAAGUUAGAUAUCCCCUUAAAAUUAAAGAACUGUACUAUUAGAAAUGGGGCUUCGGAAUCAGUUGAUUUGAUACAUGUUGAUUAUUCCCAAGAGAUAAAUGCGUACUUAAGUUCCAUUGACAUUGAAUUCAAGAUCCUUACAUACAACUGGGAUACUUUUCUACAGUAUUGGGGCAUGCACGAGAAAAAAAAAAGGGGAAAUAAAGAUAUUGCACAUUUUGUAGAAGAUUUGAUCCCAGUCUAUGUUGACCAUCAAGUAUAUUCUUCAAAAUUGAUACAACAACGUGAAAAAGAGAAAUCAAUGGCAGAGUUAGUGACCAGAAGGAAGAGGUCAUCAAGAUUAGUUGCAAGAGAGGAAGAAAGUAAAAAGAAAGAGAUAGAACAUGAUUGGUAUGAAAAACUAGAUGAAAGGGAUCAUUUUAACAAGCACAGGACAAGAAUGGUUAAUACACAAAAGAAGAAGUUACAAACUAUAAUUUGGAAUCAGCUUUGGCAAUUAUUUGAGGAAGACCUUAAGCUAGAGAAAAUAAAGAGACGAAAUACCCCCGAUAUACAAAUGCAUCCAAUAAGCUCGAUAGCAUAUAGAACUCAAAGCGAAUAUGAAGGUUUGAAUCCCGUUGACAUAGAAGUUCUAGAGGUUGGGUCCCGAUUCAACUCUAGAUUGAUAGACAUUAAACCUAGAUCAUCUGUUACGUUUACUUUCGAGAAGGAUCCAAACUACAUCCACGAAUUGCCGGAUGAAUAUUGUAUACAUGAAAGAGAUCUUGAACAAAUUAACAGUUACGGUCUUGAAACAGAUAUCAGUGCCCCAGAUAAUAAAGAUUGGAUAUUCCAAUGUAGUUGUGAAGAAGAUCCAGUAAAUCCCACUGUUGUUUCUGUCGUGGAAGAUUUGGUUGAUCCUAAUCUAAUCAACAAGCCCUUGAUAUGUUGUGAUGUCUGUUUCAAAUGGCAACAUUGGGAUUGUCAAUCUAAAACGACCAUCAAUUUCAUUUCAUUAGCAGCCCAAAAUAAUAAUAUCGUUACUACUGGGAAAAAGAAGGAUAAGAAACAACAACAAACGGAUAUGCCUCUAAAUGUGCUAUCACAACGCGAUUUUGGAAUUGCACUCUUGGGCGAACCUGAAAUAUAUACAGGUAGGAACCGAAGGUCCACAAGGCAGCAACAUGGCGAUAAUGUAGUGACAAAAGAAGAGCAGCAUACCACUAUGAGGCCUACUGACAAGAGAAAACCGUUCGGUUCAUGUUCAAUAUUUGUUUGUGGUUGGUGUUUGGCAAAACUUGAGACUGAAAUGAGAGAUUCUUUUGUACCAGAAUUAAAGGCUCUUAGAAUAAGCAAAAAAAACAAGCAUGAUGAUCGUGAGAGAAGAAAACGUGCCAAAGAAGAAAAGAGAAGACAAGAAGAACUCACGACUAUGCAUGCAAACCCACUCGAUCAGAAACAUCCUGAUAUUGAUGCAGCUGCAAGCCACGUUGAUCAGCCAGUCAACCUUUUGGCUAAUCAUUCAUUGACGAGUAACGAUGGAAGCAAUACUGAACAGCCUACAAACUUUGAUAAUAUCAAAAAUAAUAAUACCGCUGUAACAUCUGUACCAAAUGCCGUCAAAAACCAAGGCCCUAUCCGUAGUUUAUUAAAGGACGGUGUAUUAGCAAGUGGUACUCAACGUGUAAUAGCCCAACUGAAUGAGGGCUAUAAUUUCGCAGCUCAAGAUGAAGGUACAAGUAUUCCUCCUGUCAGCGCAUCUCUUCAUACUUUGCCAGUGGUAAACGGGGAAAAUAACGGCAAAGCGCCAUCAAUACCUAGUUCUUCAAUCUCAUCAGGUGCACCUGCCCCAGUGCCAGGUGCUCCUGCUGCGUCAUCUGUGAGUCAAAGAGACGAAUCAAGCCUGUCUUCUCCGACUUUCUAG
This is a messenger RNA of Naumovozyma dairenensis CBS 421, 2748 nucleotides long. RefSeq names its product Ioc2p (gene IOC2). Lineage: Eukaryota; Fungi; Ascomycota; Saccharomycetes; Saccharomycetales; Saccharomycetaceae. The record is from RefSeq and is a predicted model, not a curated record. Bases 1 to 2748 code for a protein of 915 amino acids. The transcript has a single exon.